ACCCCUUAGUUUCUUUAGAAUUUUUGUACCGAGCGCAUCAUCUCACGUUCUUUACGUUUCCCAGUGUAAUUUUGGUAUUGAUGAUUAAGGAAAAAGGGAAGGGAAAGUUGCACACAUACAGGCACACAUACACGCGCGUGCACACGUACAUACAGACAGACAAGUGGUGGAGUGGCAAACGAAUUAAAUAUUCAAAAAGUUUCAACUUUUCGUUAGGUGUGGUGAGAAUGUGCGUGUGUGUGCGAUUUAGGGCCAAUAUAGGGCCUUUGGAGUGACCACUGCGGGAUGUGGGGAGGAACCGACCCUGGCCGUGGCCAGUGAUCUUCCAGGUGGUCAGCUCUGGGAAGAAAAAGUCAAGGAAAAAACCGUUUUCCAGAGAAAUAUUCAGUGUCGAUUGCUCGGAAGCCAGCAAGAAGAAGAAGAUUUAAUCGAUUAACGAACGCACAUUGGCUCAAAUUUUGAAUUUGGUGGUGGAAAAGCUGGCCAACCCGCCUCUGGGAGGGGGCAGCAGUGUGUGUGUGUGUGCGGUGUCGGUAUUGGUGUGAUUUUCCGGUAAUUUUCGGUUUUUUGGAUAAUUAGCAGAUCUGUGCGGUUUGAAUCACUCAGUGUGACGUGAGUUCGCCAUGUGUGCGCCAGAGAGUUGUGAAAUCGGAAUUGGUGGGAAGCAUUUAUUGAUCGCAAACCAGUGAUUUGAACUUGAAGAAAUUGAGGUGAAAAUAGUGUGUUCAACUCACAGUGAAUUGUUUUGUUAAAGCAGUGGAUUUUAAAACAGGGAUUACACGCUUCGGCGAGCCAAGGAUUUUGCAGCAACAACCAGCAUCACUUCAACGAGCAGCACCAGAAGCAGCGACCAUCAGCCCCUCAGCUGACCCGUGUCUGCCGGAGAAAUCUCUGUACGUACGAAAACCAAAGUGGCAAUCAUGAAAAAGUGCUAGGAUAAUAAAAACCAGGAACCAGAAAGUGCUCCACGCCAGCCAGCCGAACGAGACGAGAGUGGGGUGAUAAAUCUUGACGAAUCUCAUCAUAAAUAACAGUGUUUGAGCUUUUUUUUUCUUUUGGUUUGCUACGUGUUGUUCUGUAGCUGCACCCAUUUGCUUCGACGUCUGGGGGGUCAGCACACAUACGAGCAGGCUGAAAGGUGCUAAAAUUGCUUUGCAAGAAGCGGAAGGAAAAAGUGUUGGACCCUUGAACACAUAAAGAAAGGGUAUUUUCGAUCCGAACGUGCGCCCCAGCUGUAGCGGGGGUAUUUCCGGGGCUCACCCUCUCGGAAUGACAGAAUAAUCCUAAAGUGUGAAAGCUGCACAAAAAAAAACAAAAGCUAAUGACACAAAAGACACAUUUGUGCGAGUUUCUUUGAAACGGAAGGCUAAAAAUACACGACGCUUGAAAAAGUGAAUUUCCAUAAAAGAAAGAAAAAAGUUUUUGUUGGUAGAGGAAAAUUGUUCAAGAAGAAAAAAGUUUUGCAAAACAAGCUAAGUGAACAUCAAUCGAGAAAGAAAGCAAGAGAAAAGUGAAAGUGAAACCAUCUGGUCUGAGAAGCUUUUUCCGGCGUGUUUCUAUUGUGCAAAAGAAUUGCUGUACGUGGGAGAGUGUUUUGUUGAAAAGAAAGAAAAAGUUUUUCCAGUGAUUUGAAAAACCGAACAAAAAGAAAAGGGAAACAAGUGCAAAGUGUUUUGUGGUGGCUUCACGCGAGAUUCAACAAGAAAAAAGCAGCAAAAAAAAAGAAACACAUUUCUUAGUGAGUGAUUAGCAGCAUCCGGUUUUGUUCGACUUGGCAGCCCCAACGACCACCUACUCACAUGGGAACAUGAGCUCAAAGGAUAUUUCACCGCAGCUUCGUCGUGCUCGUAAUGAGUAAAGUUACAUCGGAGCAGCGCAUCCAUCAUACAUAGGAUUUUUAUAGCAGAGAAUGUUUCCAUAGCAAUGGGAAAAGCCGCGCGACGGUCCGUUGCGUCAGAUCCGUCGUCGCCGACCUUAUCCUUUUUGCAACGCUACUCUUCAACCGACCCCGCCGCCGCCACGUCAUCAACUGACGCAAAACGCACAUCCUCGCCCUUCUCGAGUUCACCCUUCUUCUUCAGCAGCAACAGUUCUCCAGCAUCCAGCAGUCCGUACCGAUCGCCACGGUCAUCGUCGGCGGAGGGACAGCCACAGACCACUUCCGGCGAUUCCAGCAGCAGCAGCAGCAGUUCGGACUACUCCGACGAGCAUCCCUUGUUCGAACCCGAGGCCUACACGCCAUCGCCGCCGUUGGGCACUAGGCCGGAGCAGACCACACCGAAAUUCGGGUAAGAGUUCGCCAGCACCGCCGCAAGGUUCUAGCUGGCUAACAUCUCGCGAACAUGGUCAUUAUCAUCACGGGAGCAGUGAAAACCCCCCGACCGCUUCUUCCUACUUCCACUUCCUCUCUAUUUCAUUGUUAUCAUCUACUUCCCAUAACCCACAACAUCAUGAGGCUCGUUCGGUGGGUUCGGUUGCAUUCUGCAACCAACUCACUAAUUUGAGUGGACACAAGCUUCGAUAUCCUGGCCCCUUAAAUGCUGUUUCAAUUCAAUACAGUGCAGUCGGUUUGCGUAAAGUACGGUUUAUUUAUUGGUCCGAAAACUAUUUAGGGAGCUUCCCAACCACCCAAAAAGCAACGAAACAACAUUUUGUAUGAAUUUUUACUUAACUUGAGUUUUUGUAAAAUACUAAAAUUGUCGCUUCAUUAUUUUUUAAAUGCCAUUUUUCUAAAUGCACCGUUUUUUAUGAAACACUAAAAC
Molecule: messenger RNA, 2762 nt
Organism: Culex pipiens pallens (northern house mosquito)
Lineage: Eukaryota; Metazoa; Arthropoda; Insecta; Diptera; Culicidae
Product: putative protein TPRXL
Exons: 3
Coding region: 1924-2292 (122 amino acids)
Source: RefSeq, a predicted model, not a curated record